Messenger RNA from Westerdykella ornata, 3412 nucleotides. RefSeq names its product EXS-domain-containing protein. Gene Ontology annotation, cellular component: Golgi apparatus; cytoplasm; plasma membrane. Gene Ontology annotation, molecular function: inositol hexakisphosphate binding. NCBI's taxonomy places the organism in Eukaryota, Fungi, Ascomycota, Dothideomycetes, Pleosporales, Sporormiaceae. The transcript is spliced from 7 exons. Bases 87 to 3374 code for a protein of 1095 amino acids. Gene Ontology annotation, biological process: cellular response to phosphate starvation; phosphate ion transport. The record is from RefSeq and is a predicted model, not a curated record.
CCACUCGUCACUGUCACUCAACUUUCACAACAUUCAACUUCAAAUGUUUGACGUUGUGUGCGUGCGUUCCCACUGUCCACCCUGCCAUGAAGUUCGCCAAGGAGCUGGAGCGCGAACUUGUCCCGGAGUGGCGCCUCAAGUAUCUGGACUACCGGGCUGGCAAGAAGAAGCUCAAGGCUAUCCAACGCGCACUCCGCGCCGUAAACCAGACCCCUCGCCUGCGCCGCCGUGGUGUAGGGGCAUUCGGAUCGUCGCCCGAUAAUGCUACGCCUCAAUAUGACUUCCUCAACCGGACUGAUCUGGACGGUUCAGAAGCGUUGGGAACGCUUGCCUUGGGCAAAAGCGCCUCCAGCUUGCGAUCGAAACUCAACGCUGGCUCCUCUUCUGAGGAAGAACCCUUAAAUAGCGUCCAACACCUGCAGAUCCCUGGGGCCACAAGAUAUGGGAGCAUAGAGAGGGCGCCUUCGCCUCACGCGGGCGAUGUCCACGAUGAACGCGGCAGAGCUCCGCCUUCUCUGAAGCUGCCAGGCGCUGCAUUGGAUGCCGAACAACCCUCUCCGCUGCCGGGCCCCUCCGCUGCCGAUGUGACCCAUGGGGCAAAACCCAAAUCUGUCCGGCUGCCUCCAGCGACGGAGAAUGCGUUGGAGAUCGGCACCAAGAGUUCGGCUCAUCAUAGGUCGUCCAGUCUACCAUUUCGAUACAGGAGCCUAUUGAACCCCAAACGCAUGAACUCUUCGUCGACGAUUCAACAAGUCGAGGAUUCGCGCCCUCUGUACAAACGGGUAUUCUCUUUGAACGGUAAACCAGGACCGCCUACACCAGGCGAUGUUCCGCUUGAGGCCUACCGCGAUUUGGACAUGCGGCAGGCGGACUUCUUCCACUUCCUGGACCUUGAAUUAGAGAAGAUCGAGACUUUCUAUAUGCAGAAGGAGGAAGAGGCUACGGAGCGUCUGCAGAUAUUACGAGAGCAAUUGCAUACAAUGCGCGAUCGCCGCCUACAUGAAUUGGUUGCUCGCCAAGCAGCAAAGAACAGGGCAAGGGAGAAGAAGAAAACCGCUGCCAGCGAAGGUCUUCUGAAAGGCCCACUCACAGGCUCUGAUGAUGAGCGGGGGCAAUCUGGUAGCAGAGGGGCGAUUCUCAAACAGGCAUGGCUGAACCCGAUAGACGCUGCGCUGAGAGCUGUAAAGUCAGGAAAAUAUGGCAAGUCAACAAAGGCUAUGGCAGCUCUGGCAACGCCGGCAGCAUUGCUCCCUCAACAUCCCUCCGAGUCACAUCGCGACUUUGUACGGAGGCCUGAAGCACAUGAUGUCCCUUACCAAACGGCUAGGAAGAAACUCAAAAUCGCUCUGCAGGAAUAUUACCGGGGAUUGGAGUUACUGAAAUCGUAUGCUUUAUUGAACCGGACCGCUUUCCGUAAGAUUAACAAAAAGUACGAUAAGACCGUCAACGCGCGUCCUACGAUGCGGUACAUGGCAGAAAAAGUGGAUAAAGCAUACUUUGUGCAAAGCGACGUACUUGAAGGGCACAUUCGCACCGUUGAAGAUCUCUAUGCAAGGUACUUUGAAAAGGGAAAUCAUAAAGUCGCUAUUGGGAAGCUUCGCAUCAAGAUGGCUCGAGCGGGUGACUACACAGAGCAUGCAUUCCGUAAUGGUUUGACUCUGGCCGCUGGACUCGUACUGGGUAUUCAGGGAUUGGUCUAUGCUUUCGAGUUACUGCACAGUCCCAAGUACCGCACCAACACAAGUUUUCUUAUGCAGCUUUAUGGUGGAUACUUCUUGAUGAACCUUUUAUUUCUCUUAUUUUGCCUAGCUUGCCGGGUUUGGCACCGGUCAAAGAUCAAUUAUGUCUUUGUUUUCGAGUUCGAUACCCGCCACCAUUUGGAUUGGAGGCAACUGUCAGAGCUUCCUUGCUUCUGUUUCUUUCUUCUGGGACUGUUCAUGUUCCUCAAUUUCAACGAGAUCGGUGGAGACGCCAUGUACCACUGGUACCCGCUCAUCUUGGUUACAGUCACGGCUUCCCUCUUGUUCUUGCCGCUUCCCAUUCUAUAUUUCCGCAGUCGGCAGUGGCUGCUAUACUCUAUGUGGCGCCUAAUCCUUGCUGGGCUCUAUCCAGUCGAGUUCAGAGACUUCUUCAUGGGAGACAUGUUUUGCUCACUCACAUAUGCAAUGGGCAAUGUUGCACUUUUCUUCUGCCUCUAUGGCAACGACUGGGGGAGUCCACCUCAAUGCAAUUCGAACCAUUCCCGUGCUAUCGGCGUCUUGACCGCCAUACCCUCCGUAUGGCGAGCUUUGCAAUGUAUUCGCCGUUAUUGGGAUACCGGGGAUGUGUUCCCACAUCUUGCGAACUGCGGAAAAUAUGUGGCCGGUGUCGUCUUCUACAUGACAUUGAGUAUCUACCGCAUAACGAAGGACGACACCAACCGAGCUGUGUUCAUUACAUUCGCCAUCAUCAAUUCGAUUUACACCAGUAUAUGGGACGUAGUUAUGGACUGGAGUCUCGGAGACCCCUAUGCCAAAAACAAAUUCCUGCGCCCGACCCUAGGCUACAAGAGGGUCUGGCCCUACUACGUCGCCAUGAUCACUGACCCAAUCCUCAGAUUCAGCUGGAUCCCGUACGCCAGCAUUCCUAUCCAGCUCCAACAUUCCGGCAUAACUUCUUUCCUCGUCUCCCUCUCCGAGAUCUUCAGACGCGGCAUGUGGACCCUCUUCCGCGUCGAAAAUGAACACUGCACGAAUGUGGGACUCUUCCGGGCAGCGAAAGACGUCCCUCUUCCCUAUGACAUUCCCACCCCAGAAGAAGAAACUGAAGAACAGAGAAUACAUCGUCACCCACAAGUCGCUGAUCACAUACCCCAAGUAUUUGACCGCCAUGGGCGCUAUUAUCAUGAUCAACGUCCUGGAACUGCCCCCUUACCCGGGGCGCCUCUAUCACACGCCCAGACGUUCGCUUCUCCAGCUGAGGUCGAGGAGCAACGCCUGCGCCAACGUACCCGUUCAUCGAUACGGCGCCGCGCCAACUCGGAACCAGAAGUAGUCGUUACUCUAACCCGUGGCCUCAGCCGCGUAGGUACUAUACUCCGGGAUGCUCACGCGAAGGACUUUGAACGCAAGAGGAAGCCUGAGGUAGGGCGUUCGCAGAGCGGGAGGUCGUCGUUUCGGUAUCCGGCUAGUGGACCGGAGGAAUCGGAGGAUGAUGAGGAGGACGACGAUGAUGAUGAUGACGAGGACAUUGGGCGGGGGCGGAGGAGUGGGGCAACCUCACGAGAUGAGGAUGAAAUGGCUGCGGCAGAUUUGGCAGAGAGAGGGGCAGCUGGGAGUGCAGGGGAGAGUAGUAGGACCGCAAAUGGCAGUGCAGAUAGGCAGGGUAGUUCAUAAGAGGGAAUUGAUACCCAAGAGUGAUGGGUGGGAUAGCU